Lolium rigidum is the source of this 502-nucleotide messenger RNA. Its product is annotated as septation ring formation regulator EzrA-like. The record is from RefSeq and is a predicted model, not a curated record. NCBI's taxonomy places the organism in Eukaryota, Viridiplantae, Streptophyta, Magnoliopsida, Poales, Poaceae. The transcript is spliced from 3 exons. The coding region runs from base 44 to 502 and encodes 152 amino acids.
GUGCAGGCGGCAGCAUCGUGGUCGAACCAUUUGCAAAGGCUAUAUGGCAGGGAGCAGAGUAAAUGAUGCCACUUCUGAUGCUUUGACUUCAAAGCUUGAAUCGAAGAUAUACUACCACAGAGAUGCUGUUGUUGAGUAUGUGGAAAUCAAGUCUAUGGUUGACAGAGUUAUAGAAGAAAAAAGGAAGCUCCUGGAUGAGAACACAGAAUUCCUGAGUACUAUUGACAAGGUUGUAGAAGAAAAAGAGAUUCUCCAGAAGGACCAUGAAGUGAUCAAGGAGCUGGUAGAACCGAUGGAGGAGGAGCUGGAAAUGGUGAAGGAUGAGCUUGAAGAAGAAAAGCAUGAACAUGUGGCAGCAAAGAAGGAGCUUGCCACGGCAAAAGAGCAACUUGCUCAGCAGAGCAAAGAGAUGAAGGCUCUGAGGAAGAAGCUUCAGGAGAGUGAAGCCAUGCACGCCCAGCUUGAGUCUUCUAGGCCCGGAAUGGUACAAACUAACAACUGA